Messenger RNA from Dunckerocampus dactyliophorus (ringed pipefish), 2615 nucleotides. RefSeq names its product ankyrin repeat domain-containing protein 31-like. The transcript is spliced from 16 exons. Gene Ontology annotation, molecular function: protein binding. NCBI's taxonomy places the organism in Eukaryota, Metazoa, Chordata, Actinopteri, Syngnathiformes, Syngnathidae. Bases 349 to 2475 code for a protein of 708 amino acids. The record is from RefSeq and is a predicted model, not a curated record.
AUUCUCAACAUGAUGUAUACCUGUAUAUACACUGUUGCCGCUGUCUACGCAUUUGUUUGCAAUACAGUAGUUGGAAACAAGGCAGCUCAGCUUGUGUGUAUUUGCGCGUGCACAAGACAGUGAUUACGCGCCACUAUGACGGACGACUGCUAUUCUGUCAUAACUUCGUCAUCGCAACUUCGCCAUUUAUAGACUCUUCAACACAAAUACAUUUGUUAAGAUACUACAACAACAAGAAACUUUCCCAAUGCUAACGGUUCCUCCACAAACCAACAUCAGCAGAGUUGAGCUCAGCGUCUCACAAACAUCACUAGAAAUUAUUCAAAAGCCAACAUUCUACAAGGGAACAUGAAGGCAAAGGCAAGGAGAAUACAAAUGAAUGUAAAGCCAAGUGCUAGGCGUAGUAGAAAAAUUCUACCCACCUCUCAGAGAUUUCCAACAGGUGUGAAAGUACAGAAAGAAACUGAGGACAUGUUCAAUCCUGUCAACAGUAGUUGUUUAACUACUGGGACUGAUGGCUACAAUGAGAAACAUGACAGUAUUACAGAUGGGUCAGCAUCAGACGACUCUAUAAGCCUGUUGUGUGACCUCAAUCCCAUCCAAAGUAGAGGGAAAAUGGAAGAACGUGGUUUAAAUUUAGCAACCAAUAGCAAGGAGCAGAAAAAUAAGAGGGCAAUAAGCCAAGUAAACCGUCAUUCAAGGAUAGACCUGGGAAAUAUGACAGAGUAUGCAAUGGACAAUGCAGACAAUGCAAACCACUGUCAACAUGGGAAUAUCAACAGGCUUCACAAGAGAGAUGGAAAUGGAGAUGCUCUUAUUCACAAAACUUGCAAAAGAGAUGUGGCUUAUGACCAAGUCCUCACUCAAGCUGGAACCAAUGUUAAUGUGGAAGAUAUUGCAGGGUGGACAGCUCUCCAUGAGGCCUCUGCUCAGGGUAAUGCGGUUAACGAGCUGUUGAACGCUGGUGCCCAUGUCAAUGUACAAAGCCAGGAUCGUGCCACUUCACUGCAUAAUGCUGUAUCAUCUGGACAUGACCAGGUAGUGAACAUUCUCCUCCAGCAUGGCUCAGAGCCGAAUAGCAGGAAUAAAUUAGGCCUCAGUACACUGGUCGUAGCGGAGCAGAAGGAGAUGAAGGAGCUUCUCUUGACUUUCAACAAAUCCUCCACAACUCAAAUGCAGCCUGAUAGAAUAUGCGGUGAGUCUUCCACAGAGGCUAACUGUGACAAGCAGCCACCAUGCCAUUCCAGCUUCAGUGGCACAUCAAACGUAGAACCCAGACAAACAGAUGAUGGAGACAGAACCAUAAAACCUGCUGAUAUUCCUAUGAGAAAGAUAGACACUGCAACCAAUAAUUUGAAUCAAUCAGUGGUCGUAAGGCAGAUUUUGGCAGCCGUGCAGAAAAAGCAAAUAGAAAUGUCAACUUGGUCUCUGUCACAACCACAGGAUGGAGUGAAAUACUUUUCAGCUGUCACACAUAUUCAGAAUGCACUGGCUGAGGUCCUUGUCAAGCAACGUUUGGAGAAGGAUAAGCUUGCCCGCAAAUACAAAAGUAUGACUUCAUCCAUUCUUCGACAUGGAGUGAAAAUUCAACUGAUUUCCCUCUCUUCGCGGCAAAGGAACUUUGUGCGCAUCCUUCAGACGCAAAUGGAUUUGGUAACGCUACCUGACAUUUAUAAAUGUACCACUAGUCAUCAAAACAGUCAAGUAGUGCGAGAGCAGCAAAGCCUGUUGACCCAGGCCCCCUCUUCCAAGAUGAUGGAGAUGGAAAAGGGUUCCCAAGACAAAUGUAAUCAACUCAUUCCAAAAAGGGGCAGCUGCGGGUCAAUUAGACAGAAAACGGCAGCCCAGACUAAUGAAAAGGUCCUUACAGUGCUCCCAAGUCCCUUUCCAUCAACAACUCAACAGAAGCUCUCUGAAAAGAUGAAAACGAAAAGAAUUUCUCAACCAAGAAAUUCUCUCCAAGCCAACAAGGUUCAAGUAAAAGAUAAUCCACUGUCACACGGAAGAACUGAAGAACAUGGCAAACAUCUCUCUCAGCUUAUACAGAAGGGGCUAAUCCCAUGUGGAGGUGUUCUACAGCUUUUGUUGAAGGGUGAGUGGCACUUUGCAUGUGUGCAGGGGGAUGGGUCAAUAAAGGACAGCAAAGGAAAGUCACACUUGUCUCCAGAGUGCUGGCUUCAGUCUAUCCUGGCUAACAACAUCCCUGUCAGUUCAACAUACGCCUGGGACAAGGUGAUGUUCCAAUGCAAACCCUUGUCUUACUUCCAAAACGUGGCUGAUAAAGGCACAUCAGAGGUGGAUGUCCAACAUUACAGUCAUGGUUCUACUCAGGAAACACUGACCACAGUGUCAGGUCUGAAUCAUCUAACGGCAAUCAGGACAGUUUAUUUGGUGUCUGAUGAAGAGCUGAUACCAAACGCUGUCAUCGACAGCUAUUGGAAGAGGCUGUUACAGAGUGACGCUCCGCAAUUGUAAUGACAAUUUCUCCAGCAUCCCCAAGUUUGACAAACCCUAACUGAAAAGUAGUAAGAAAUGUUCAUUGGAGUUAUAUACUGCUUUUACUUCACAUUUCACACUUUAGCUGUUAAAUGUGUAUUGGCCAUAUUCAGUCAUAC